Molecule: messenger RNA, 1851 nt
Organism: Pichia kudriavzevii
Lineage: Eukaryota; Fungi; Ascomycota; Pichiomycetes; Pichiales; Pichiaceae
Exons: 1
Coding region: 1-1851 (616 amino acids)
Biological process (GO): phosphatidylinositol dephosphorylation
Cellular component (GO): endoplasmic reticulum
Molecular function (GO): phosphatidylinositol-4-phosphate phosphatase activity
Source: RefSeq, a predicted model, not a curated record
AUGGUUGCAUCUACAUCACUUAGGUAUGCAGAAACUGAAGAAGGCUAUGUCUUUGAACUGGCUGGACAAGAGCCUUCCCAAGCCCUGUUAUUGAUUUCUUCAUCCGGUGAGGUAUCCACUGUGAGCUUGGAAAAACAAACCUUCAAGAGAAGUUUCCAGCCAAUUGCUGGUUUGCUAGGUACUAUUCAACUCCAUUCGAACCAAUAUAUUGUUAUUGCGGAGACGGCAAGCAAUUCUGGAAUUAUCUAUGAUGAUAAGAAAGUUUAUAAGGUACAGUCCACGGAUAUCAUCUCUUUGAAUCCAAAAUUUAAACCAGACGAAGAUGAACAGAAGUAUAUUGAGCUCCUAAAAUCGCAUCUGAAUAAUGCAACAUUAUAUUUUUCGUAUUCCUAUGAUCUGACUAGACCUUUUGGUGAUCAAAAAGUUGAGGAGCCUUUAGGAUUCAAUCCAGAAUUUAUGUGGAACCACUUCAUUUCUUCAUCGUUGAUUAAAGCCUCCUACUCCAAUCCAUUUGUCAGCAAUUUUAUUUUACCAGUCAUAUAUGGUGUCUCUGAAUUCAUCAGAACCACCAUUAAUGGUAAACCGGUUACUUUUGGUAUGGUCACAAGAAGGUCAACAGCAAGAGCGGGUACCAGGUACUUCAGGAGAGGUAUUGAUAUAGAUGGUAAUGUUGCAAACUUCAAUGAAACUGAACAAUUCUUAAUUGUCCAUAAAUUAGACAACACAACCCAAGUUUACACUUACUUGCAAAUCAGAGGUUCUGUUCCUGUUUAUUGGGCAGAAAUGAACAAUCUGAAAUACAAACCAAAUUUAUUAAUCGGUCCUUCUGAUUAUUUGCCUGCUAGAAAACACUUUGAUAAAUGUAUCUCCAAGUACGGCACCAACUAUCUGGUCAAUUUAGUCAACCAAUCGGGAUAUGAAAAGCCAGUCAAAUUAUCUUACGAGAAUGCGGUCACUGCAUUAAAUGAUUCGAAUAUUAAGUACACCUACUUUGAUUUCCACCAUGAAUGUAGGAAAAUGAGAUGGGACAGGGUCAAGUUACUAUUGGAUCAUUUGACACAAAUUGGUUUAUCACCAAAUGAUUAUUCACAAUACACAAUUGACUCAAAUUUUGUCGCUGAGAAAACACAAUCUCAUGUUGUUAGAACUAACUGUAUGGAUUGCUUAGAUAGGACCAAUGUUGUUCAAUCGAUGCUAGGCAGGUGGUACUUACAACAGCAGUUAAUAGAUGCGUGUAUUAUUGAUGGAUAUCUUGAUUGGAAAGAUCUAGACCCCGCAUUCAACCUUGUCUUUCAAAAUAUAUGGGCCGAUAAUGCAGAUUAUGUCUCCAAUGCAUAUUCAGGCACAGGCGCCCUAAAAACAGACUAUACUAGAACUGGUAAGAGGACAAAGAAAGGUGCAUUAAAUGAUUUGGUCAAUUCUAUCACAAGGUACAUCAAGAAUAAUUACUUUGAUGGGUCAAGGCAAGAUGGGUUCGAUUUGUUUCUUGGUAAGUCCUUACCUUACGAGAUAGUUUCCUCACCAUUUAAAGACACAAGGCCACCGUUAUAUCAAGCUGCUCCCUACGUAUGUAUGGUUAGUAUCUUCAUUAUAAUUGCGACCCUAGUGUAUCCAAAGGGUGCAUUAACUGAUGCUAAAAACAUUUUUUUCCUUAGCGUAAUGUCAUUCUCUACCGGACUGUCAUUGUGGUUUAUUCUAAAGAAUGGCAUUCAGUUUGUCAAUUGGCCAGUACUAAAGAAACUAGAUUUCUUGAGAAAGAAAGAAGUUUAUAACAAUGGACGUGUUGAAGGUUUCUUAUUUGAAAAAGAGGCCAGCUACAAUAAGUUUGACGAACAACACAAGAAGCAAUAG